AUGGCGGCGGCGGCUUCGGCCGCGCUGCCGCAGCUGCUCGGGCCGGGCCGGGCGGGCGGCGGGCGCUGCCUGCCCGUACCCGGCAUGGCCGCCAAGGGGGCCCGGCAGCGGCCGCGGGCGGGCGGCGGGGACGCGGCGGGGCGGCGGCCCGAGCCCGGGGGCAGCGAGGAGGCGCGGAACGAAUCAUCCGGGAGCAAAGCAGGGCACGUCUGGGCCCCUGAAGGAUCAACAGCUUUCAAGUGUCUGAUCUCGGCCAGGUUCUGUGCAGCUCUGCUGAGCAACAUCUCGGAUUGUGAUGAGACCUUUAACUACUGGGAGCCGACACACUACCUCAUUUAUGGGAAGGGGUUUCAGACCUGGGAGUACUCUCCUGCCUACGCCAUCCGCUCCUAUGCUUACCUGUGGCUCCACGCCUUGCCAGCCUGGUUCCACGCCAGGGUCCUGCAAACCAACAAGGUUCUCAUCUUCUAUUUCCUGCGAUGCUUCCUGGCCUUCCUGAGCUGUGUUUGUGAACUCUACUUCUACAAGGCUGUGUGCAAGAAGUUUGGGCUGCACGUGAGCAGGCUGAUGUUGGCCUUCCUGGUGCUCAGCACGGGCAUGUUCUGUGCUUCUGCAGCUUUCCUGCCCAGCAGUUUCUGCAUGUACACCACGGUGGUGGCCAUGACGGGCUGGUACAUGGACAGGACCUCGGUGGCAGUGCUGGGGGUGGCUGCUGGAGCCCUGCUGGGCUGGCCCUUCAGCGCAGCUCUGGGGCUUCCUAUUGCCUUUGACUUGUUGAUCCUGAAGAAGAGGUGGAAAAGUUUCCUGAACUGGUGUGUGGUGUCCUUGAUCCUGUUUUUGGUGCCCUUGGUGGUGGUGGACAGCUAUUACUAUGGCAAGCUGGUGGUGGCACCUCUCAACAUCGUUUUGUACAAUGUCUUCACCCCCCACGGGCCUGAUCUCUACGGUACAGAACCCUGGUACUUCUAUUUCAUCAAUGGCUUUCUGAAUUUCAAUGUGGUUUUUGUGCUGGCCCUGCUGGUGCUGCCUCUGACCUGUCUGAUGGAGUGUCUGCUGCAGAAAUUCCGUGUUCAGAACCUGGGCCGUCCCUACUGGCUGACCCUGGCUCCCAUGUACAUCUGGAUCCUGAUUUUCUUCAGCCAGCCCCACAAAGAAGAGAGAUUUCUGUUCCCCAUCUACCCCCUCAUCUGUCUCUCUGGUGCUGUGGCGCUCUCUGCUCUUCAGAAAUGUUACCACUUCAUCUUCCAGCGCUACCGCCUGGAGCACUACACAGUGUCCUCCAACUGGCUGGCCCUGGGGACUGUCCUCCUCUUUGGCCUUUUGUCACUCUCACGCUCUGUCGCCUUAUUCAAAGGCUACCACGGGCCCCUGGACCUGUACCCUGAAUUCCACAGGAUUGCCACUGACCCCAGCAUCCACACGGUGCCCGAGGGGAGGCCGGUCCAUGUCUGUGUGGGGAAGGAGUGGCACAGGUUCCCCAGCAGCUUCCUGCUGCCAGACAACUGGCAGCUCCAGUUCAUCCUGUCGGAAUUCCGGGGCCAGCUGCCCAAACCCUUUGCCAAGGGGCCCUUGGCCACCAGGAUCAUUCCUGCAGACAUGAACGACCAGAACAAGGAGGAGCCCUCUCGAUAUAUGGACAUCUCCAAAUGCCACUACCUGGUGGACCUGGACACGGCAGCAGAGAGCCCCAGGGAGCCCAGGUACUCCUCCCACAGAGACGAGUGGGUCACCAUUGCCUACAAGCCAUUCCUGGAUGCUUCCAGGUCCUCGCGGCUGCUGCGCGCGUUCUACGUGCCGCUGCUGUCGGAGCAGCACACGCGCUACGCCAACUACAGCAUCCUGAAAGCCCGCAGGAGGCAGCCCAGGAGGAGACUGGGGGGCUAGCACGCCCCUGGCCCGGCCAAAAUCCCACCCCGAGCAUCGGCUGGCACUCCUGGACAGAUUCCCCGAGCGGCUCCGGCAGCCUCGGCUCCUCUGCUCUGCCUCCCUGGGAAAUCCUGCACCGCCUGUGGACGGGGUGUCCCUGCUGCUCCCCGGGUCCCCUCUCACGGCAGAGAGGGGAAACAUGCACAAUGAAAUGGAAAAUAAAAUGGGUUAUGCCUGAUGCUCCCCAAACCCCCCUUACACGAGAGAAGAGAAAAAUGGAAAAUAAAAUGGGGUGUCCCUGCUGCUCCCCGUGUCCCCUCUCACAGCACAGAAGAGAAACAUGGACAAUGAAAUGGAAAAUAAAAUGGGUUAUGCCUGAUGCUCCCCAAACCCCCCUUACACGAGAGAAGAGAAAAAUGGAAAAUAAAAUGGGGUGUCCCUGCUGCUCCCCAGGUCCCCUCUCACAGCAGAGAAGAGAAAAAUGGACAAUGAAAUGGAAAAUAAAAUGGGGUAUCCCUGCUGCUCCCCAUGUCCCCUCUCAUGGCAGAGAAGACAAAAAUGGAAAAUUAAAUGGAAAAUAAAAUGGGUUAUGCCUGAUGCUCCCCGUGUCCCCUCUCACAGCACAGAAGAGAAAAAUGGAAAAUAAGAUGGGUUAUCCCUGCUGCUCCUGGUGUUCCCUCUUACACUAGAGAAGAAUGGAAAAUAAGAUGGGGUAUCCCUGCUGCUCCCCAUGUCCCCUCUCACAGCAGAGAAGACAAAAAUGGAAAAUGAAAUGGAAAAGGAGAUGGGUUAUGCCUGAUGCUCCCCAAACCCCCCUUACACGAGAAAAGAGAAAAAUGGAAAAUAAAAUGGAUUAUCCCUGCUGCUCCCUGUGUCCCCUCUUAUACCAGAGAAGAGAAAAAUGGAAAAUAAGAUGGGGUAUCCCUGCUGCUGCCUGUGUUCCCUCUUACACCUGAGAAGAAUGGAAAAUAAAAUGGAAAAUAAGAUGGGGUAUCCAUGCUGCUCCCCAUAUUCCCUCUUACAAGAGAAAAGAGAAAAAUGGAAAAUAAAAUGGGUUAUCCCUGCUGCUCCCCCUGUUCUCUCUUACACCAGAGAAGAGAAACAUGGAAAAUAAAAUGGAAAAUGAGAUGGGUUAUGCCUGAUGCUCCACAAACCCCCCUUACAUGAGAGAAGAGAAAAAUGGAAAAUAAAAUGGAAAAUAAGAUGGGGUAUCCAUGCUGCUCCCCGUGUUCCCUCUUACACCAGAAAAAAGAUAAAUGGAAAAUAAAAUAGCCCUCUUAUACCAGAGAAGAGAAAAAUGGAAAAUAAAAUGGAAAAGGAGAUGGGUUAUGCCUGAUGCUCCCCAAACCCCCCCUUACAUGAGAGAAGAGAAAAAUGGAAAACAAAACAGGGUGGCACCUUGAGGUUCUGCUCCAGGCUGCAAAUGAGGGAGAAUCCAGCCCAAAUUCUCUCUGUGUCUCCCCCACCUGCUGUCUUUCACCCAGGGAAUUUUUGUUUCAGGUGACAAAGUUCAGGAAUUUUCCUUUUCCAAGGGGAAAGGAGGAAGAACACCUGACUGACAGGGAACUGGAAUGCACUGAAUGUCCAGGAGUGAACAUGGUGCACCACAGAGGCACAGCCAGAGCUGCUCUGUCCAGGAGACAUUUCCAGGGAUAAACCUCUGCUUUUGGGAAGAAAAAACCAAACUGGGACAAUUAUGUGUUUAAUGGGAUCAAUGUUUGUGUUAUCUGUGAAGCCAAGUGUGUGUUUGCUAUUUAUAAUGAUUUUUUCAAGAUCCUUUGACUUCUAGACUUCAGCAUCUUAAAAAUUCUGGAAUCAUCCAGAGAGGAGAAGGAUGAAUCUUUUUUUUUUUAAAUUUUUUUUGCAGUUCUGUUUCCCAGAAUAGCCAGGAUGUGUUACGUGGGUCCAACAUGCCUCAGAGCAGCGCUGUGCUUGUUAAAUUUCCAUUUUUAAAUGUGCAGCAUCACCAGCUGGA
Zonotrichia leucophrys gambelii is the source of this 3841-nucleotide messenger RNA. RefSeq names its product ALG9 alpha-1,2-mannosyltransferase (gene ALG9). Gene Ontology annotation, cellular component: endoplasmic reticulum membrane. The record is from RefSeq and is a predicted model, not a curated record. Gene Ontology annotation, molecular function: alpha-1,2-mannosyltransferase activity. Gene Ontology annotation, biological process: protein N-linked glycosylation. Lineage: Eukaryota; Metazoa; Chordata; Aves; Passeriformes; Passerellidae.